GAGCAUCAAAUAGUUAUGGUGAUAAUUAAAAUCUUUUCAAAAUGGAUACAGGCGAAGCAAGACAAAAUGUCGUCAGCGGAGCAAGAGUCGCACAGAAGGGAGAACAAUAUCCUGUCAUUGCUGGAAGAGUUCAACACACUGGAGAACGAACUAGAGCGCGUGGAACAGCAGCCAAUGGAGGAGUCCGAUUCCAGCCUGGAGGAGAAGUUCAGCAAGCUAAAGGAGAUCUGUUUGCAGAUGAAGCGAAACACUGCUCGGCGUCGUGGCAUCCAGUUACGGUUGGCGACGGAAUUAUCGGCAUACGCGACUAACUCGGAUCGUUUUCUGUUGGUUGGCGAACAUGUGCUCGUCAGGGAACUGCGCGCCGGCGUAGACGCCCUGAGCCAGCGGCUGGACAGGAUGUCCAGGGUGUCGCAGGACAUCAUUUGCUCCAUCUGCCUGGCGCCCUGGACGAAUGAGGGUAGACAUCACCUGGUAUCGUUGAGAUGCGGCCAUUUGUUUGGGAGCCACUGCAUCCACACCGCCAUCCGGCGAUUCCAUCGCUGUCCGAUAUGCAGGCGCCGGGCUUAUCACAGUGAUGUUCGCAGGAUCUACGGUCGAAAUUUUAUGCCACUUUAGUUGAAAGCAUGCUCUGGCUCCUUUUAUUGCGUUUUUUGUUAAAGUUUAUUUUAACGUUUUACAACAUUUGUGUUAAUUAAAUUUCAAGUGAAC
Molecule: messenger RNA, 711 nt
Organism: Drosophila elegans
Lineage: Eukaryota; Metazoa; Arthropoda; Insecta; Diptera; Drosophilidae
Product: E3 ubiquitin-protein ligase RFWD3
Exons: 2
Coding region: 16-618 (200 amino acids)
Biological process (GO): interstrand cross-link repair; protein ubiquitination
Cellular component (GO): nucleus
Molecular function (GO): ubiquitin protein ligase activity
Source: RefSeq, a predicted model, not a curated record